Molecule: messenger RNA, 1470 nt
Organism: Actinia tenebrosa (Australian red waratah sea anemone)
Lineage: Eukaryota; Metazoa; Cnidaria; Anthozoa; Actiniaria; Actiniidae
Source: RefSeq, a predicted model, not a curated record
CAUUAGUGCUUAGUCUUUGUAACGAAGUGCUUCAUGAAGGAUACCAUUGAAGGAAGAAAGCAAUAAGGGUUAAAGAAUGAACUCUCUCAUCAAAGGAAUAUGGCUUACAUAUACAGCCGCAGCGUUACUUCUCGAGUGGAAUGUUGCAUGGAGUCAAGGAGAUGCAGGGUGGUAUAAUUUUCCAAAUCCACCUAUAGAAAAUGACCACCUUAAAAACCAAUCUGUGGUUGUCUGUGGAGUAGGAGAGUCAUUUUUUGAGAUAAUCAAUGCCACAGUAACUCCACGAAAGGUGGACGAUUGUUCUCAGAUAGUGACCUUGGAAGGGGCAGCGAUACUUUCGCAAGAUCUUUUGAUCAUCGAAUGUUUUGUCAGUGCAGAGUUUAAUGGAGUGCAGAUAGGCCAAGCAAGCGUCAGCGAUGCAUGCCAUCUUAUUGGCCUUCAAUGUCCCCUGUUAAAAGGAAAGCUAUAUAAAAAGAAGGUGCAAAUACCGGUGCCUUGUGCCAUGAAUCAGGGCGAAUACGUGCUGAAGGGGCAUUGCAAAAAUCAAGAUGGGGACAUCAUACUGUGCGGAAAGUGGAAAUUCACAUGGGUGUGAAAGUCUUUAUGUCAAGAAAGAAGAACAAGGUUAUAUUGCUCUUAAAGCAAUGAUGAUUCUGCUAUUUUGCUUGUCAUGCGUUUAUAAUUUUUUUUUAGGAUUGUGCUUUAUUUUAAAAUAGAUAUGAAUCUUACGUGCGAGUCAACAUUGUGUGUUGUGGGGUAAGGAAGUCUUAUUCUUCGUUGGGAUACCUCGAAAUCCCCGAAACUUUUAGUUUUAUUUUCGUUCCUAGAUCUUCUUCUCGAGGACUAAUAGGCUCCGGUACGAGAAUAGCAAAGUUUUUGUCUACCUGGUUCUAAACCUUGUGGAUAAAUGAGAUCAGUUGUGGAUGGGAUAUAACAAACCUUCCAAUGUGAUUGUGCUUUGAUAGUAAAAUCAAAAGAGGUCAGACGAAAGUGAAUAAUCUACACUUUACAUGAUUCAAUACUGAUGUUUUGCAUUACCAUAAAAUUGUUUAAGAUCGUCCUUUCAGAUAGAAAGGACAAUUCACGUUUCACUCGCUUAAUUUUAACUUACCGUUGAAAUCGCCUUUUCCGGAAUUGAGGAAGGGACUGGGAACAAGUGUGGAAAUAUUAAUCUAAUAAAAAAGCAAACCUCAUCCCAUGAAAGCUCCAGACACUUAAAUAAAGUGAUUUAAUUUAUCUUAUUUUCCCCAUCCCAUUGAAAGCUCACAGGCUAUUAUUAUCAGGCUAUAAACCAAUCGUAAUAAUCAGAGAGAAUGUAUGGUAUUUUGGCGGGGGAGCUGUCCUCAAACCCCAUACGUUCUAUUAUUUUUUUAGAUCAAUAUUUUUUUAGAUUAACCAGCUGUGUAUGGUUUAUAAGGGAAUGUAUGGGAGUUAUGAUAAAGUUACGAAAAUAAAAUGUUUCACUCAACA